This is a messenger RNA of Closterium sp. Naga37s-1, 3177 nucleotides long. The record is from the annotation of a GenBank genome assembly. Lineage: Eukaryota; Viridiplantae; Streptophyta; Zygnematophyceae; Desmidiales; Closteriaceae.
AUGUCCCUUUCCCCGCACAGCAGCGCUGAUUCGGACGACCACGAAUGCGCUGCUGGUAUUAAUGCAACCAGCAGCGAUAGAAGUCGUCGCUCCAAGCUCGAGAUUGACGUGAGCGACAGUAUUAGCGACUGCAGCGACGUGGGCGACGAGAACGACGAUUCUUCCGAAUCCUCAGAUGCCGCGAGUGACGAUUCGCCGGACGAGAUCUGCUCCACCGCGUCCACAUUCUCCUGCUUCUGGCCGCGCUCCGCGGCCUCGACUGGCGACUCGUCAGACGGCCGCGCGUCGCCGCGGUCCGUGUUGCGGCGAGAUCGCGCCUCGCGUCAUCGGGAAGUCGACGUUGAUAAUGACUAUUUCGAAGCUGAGAGGCGCCUGCCGGCUGAAACCCUAAGCGUCCGCGUCGCGUGUUCUGACCAGCUGAAAAUCGAGGAGAUUGAGCUUCCGGAAGACCUGUACACACACGAUAUCCCCGCUUCCUUCGCCACGCUCCCGCACAACACAUUGUCUGCGAAUCUUACGAUAAAUGCUUUCUCCUCUGAUAAAAGGGGCUCAUUUGUUCCCGUGGGUCGCACAGGCUCUCUGGGUCAGCCAAUUGGUUUCCCUGCUGUGCACGCGUCAGGCGCUCCGAUAUUCCCGCCAUCCCUCCACCACGGGUUCCUGGGAUGCCCUCCGCAGCUUCUGGCGCAGCAGCAGAUGAACCAGAUGUACUGGCAGCAGAUGCACCUGAACCAGAUGCGGCUGCAGCAGGCAAUGUACCUCCAGCAGCAGCAACAGAGGGAGUGGAUGGUUACCGUGCAUGUAAUGCAUGAGAGCUUCGUGCAUUUCGAGUCGGCCAAUAAGUCCGUGCGAGCAGCUGGGAGCCAUGUCGCAGCCGCGGCAAGCGACGUCGCAGCCGCUGCUGCGAGCGUCGCAGAAGCGUCACUGGACGAGCGGGUGGAGCUUGGCGCGCUUCAGGGCCGGGCGAGGGAGGAAGCGGAGGCCGUGCAAGCUGCCGUCUUUCAAGCCGCACAGGAACUAGACGGUGUAGCAGCAGAGGCUGUAGCUGCCGCUGAUGCUGCUGCAGAGGGAGAGGGAGAGACGAGGGAUGAGAGGGGUCAGGGUUUAGGCGGCGGUUCCGUAGAUGGUAGGGCGCGGACGAAGCGGUUGUUGCAGUGGGCGCGGGAGCUACAUGGGGGAACUCCCCCCGCGCCUGCACUGCGCGCGCGGGAGAAUCGUGUCAUGGGCUGCGUUGCGCAGGUGUGGCUCCACGUGGAACUUGAGGAAGACACGUCAUCAUCCGACGGCACGGAACUUUCCCGCCUCAACCUCCGCCUGCAGGCCGAUAGCGAUUCGGAUCUGACACGUGGCAUCUGCCAGCUCCUCGUAGGGAUCUUCAACGGCCGUAGCGUCAGCGCCGCGCUAGCGCUAGAUUCUAACGGACCGGCAGUUAAAGCACUCUCUGCCGCCCUAAAACCCGCAGCCGCCGGCGCAUCUCCCGGUAAGGCCGCCCCCGCUGUACGCACAUCCACCUUUGUAAGCCUCCUCCUUUCCCUGCAAAAACGCGCGCGCGCUCUCGCGGCGGCGGCGCUCGGACGGACUCCGUCAGUGGCUCCGUUACCGUCAAUCGUGAUCGGGCGGGGCGGGACGAUCACCGCUCGUGGGGAUUUCGCGGUGACCCAGGCGCAGUACCUGCGACCGAACGACGCGGCAGUUGCGGCGCUAGUUACGGAGCUAUCUAGCAAGCGCGUAGGCGUCGUGGCGCAUUUCUACAUGGACGCGGAAGUUCAGGGCGUGCUGGUCGCGGCGCGCAAAUCCUGGCCGCACAUCAAGAUCUCGGAUUCGCUGGUGAUGGCUGACGGAGCGCUGAAGAUGGCGCAGGAGGGGUGUGACUAUAUCGCGGUCCUGGGGGUGGAUUUUAUGGCGGAGAACGUGCGUUGCGUGCUUGAAAAGGGCGGUUUUGCGCACGUGCCGGUCGUGCGAAUGGCGGCGUCCCCCAUCGGGUGCUCGUUGGCGGACGCGGCGCGGAGCGACGCGUACGAGAGGUAUCUUAAGGAGGCUUCGACGGUGCCUAAGUCGCUGCACGUGAUCUAUAUCAACACGGCGCUGGAUACUAAAGCCGUGGCGCACCAUGCGGUGCCGACUAUCUCGUGCACGUCGUCCAACGUGGUGCAGACGGUAUUGCAGGCUUUCGCCCAAGUUCCGGACCUGAAUCUUUGGUACGGACCAGACACGUACAUGGGAGCGAACCUGGUCGAGAUGCUUCAGCAGCUCUCCACCGUACCUGACGAUGAGGUUCGGUUGCUUCACCCAGACCACACCCAAGCCUCGCUCCGCGCGCUCCUGCCUCGGAUAAGAUACUUCCAGGAAGGUGCCUGCAUUGUUCAUGACAUGUUCGGGCAGGAGGUUGUUUCGCGGCUCCGGGCGGCAUAUUCCGACGCUUACCACACCGCACAUUUCGAGGUGCCCGGAGAAAUGUUUGCGCUGGCGAUGGAGGCUCGUGCAAGGGGUCGCGGCACUGUUGGGUCAACACAAAACAUAUUGGAUUUUGUAACUGCCCGAACGAGGGAGGCGUUGGAAAGGGGUUAUGAAGGGGAGAGGUUACAGUUUGUUCUAGGGACAGAGACUGGUAUGGUUACCAGCAUUGUGCAAGCGGUGCAGGACGAAUUGGCGAAGGUUGAGAGCGGUUCUGAUGGUGCCGCUGAUGUGGAAGUAGAGAUAGUGUUUCCCGUAGACAGCUCAGCAGUUGCUUCCACUAAGGAGGAUGGGAGCAGCAGCAGCAGCAGCAGCAGCAGCAGCAGCAGCAGCAGCAGCAGCAGCAGCAGCAGCAGUGGUAGUGGGGGUAACGGCAAGGCAGCAGGGUCGGUGGCAGCAGCGAUGCUGCCGGUGGUGCCAGGCGUGAAGGGCGGGGAAGGGUGCUCUGUCACCGGCGGUUGUGCAUCGUGCCCGUAUAUGAAGAUGAACUCCCUGGAUGCCCUCAUGUCUGUCUGUCACAUGAUGGGACAAGAUGAUGCUCUCACACGCCUGGCGCCGUACGAGCCUGACAAGUUUGCCGAGCCUCUUGGUCCGGGUACCGUGGCGGACCUGGGCUACUUGCCGAUCCUCCACAUGAGGCAUUUCCAGAAAACGGGGCGAUUGUCCGAGGAGCUUGUUGCCGACAUACUGACAAGGAAUCAGAGCCAGGAUAAGCCCACACAAUGA